UCAACAUGGCGUGUCCCAUCACCGUCUCCAAGUUUGUGGGAACUGUCUCCCUCGGCCUGCUCACGGGCAUCUCGUACUCGGCCUCGACGAUCGCCAUCCCCGCGCUGGCUCAGCUCCCGACCUCGGCGACCGGCUCGCGGUCGCUGAGCGAGAUCAAACGCCUGAACCGCAAGCACGGCAUGCGGCUCACCAACAUCGCCAACGGGUGCCUCCUGUUCGCCUACAGCAUCUCCCCGCGCCACCGCAAACACCCGUACCUGAUCUGGAUGUGCGUGGCCUCGACCAUCGGCACCUACGGCAUGGACUUCUGGUUCCACCGCCAGGCGGGCGUCAAGGCGUGGUUCCAGGCGGUCCUGCACGACACCGGGUUCUGGACCCAAGCCGCGGCUCUCAAGCAGCAGGAGGAUCUGGUGGUGGUCGAGGCGGAGGAGAACGGCGAGAGCGUGCGGACGGAGAUGAACACGGAGCGGCGGCUGCAGCAGGUGCGGGCGGUGUUCUCGGGACUGGCAUUGGCGAUGGGUAUCGUUGGCCUCUGGGGUGAUCGUCGGUCUUGAAUGGUGGGUGGUCCGACUUCGUCCGGGGUGCUUCAUCCCUUUAAAGAGGGUGGAUCGUAUAACUUGCGCUGCAACGACUCCUCUCUGUUCUUGGUUCUUGGCGUGUUUCUUAGUUCGUUGUUGCGUGGGUAGUGGUGUGUGCGUGGCGCUUCUAAUGACGUUAUCGAUGUAUGUAUAAAACUGAAACUGGGUAUGGAGUCAUAGGUUGAAUUGGAUUUGGUAGUUGGUCA
Aspergillus japonicus CBS 114.51 is the source of this 784-nucleotide messenger RNA. RefSeq lists its product as uncharacterized. Gene Ontology annotation, cellular component: mitochondrion. Gene Ontology annotation, biological process: autophagy of mitochondrion. The record is from RefSeq and is a predicted model, not a curated record. Lineage: Eukaryota; Fungi; Ascomycota; Eurotiomycetes; Eurotiales; Aspergillaceae. The coding region runs from base 6 to 554 and encodes 182 amino acids. The transcript is spliced from 2 exons.